Molecule: messenger RNA, 2476 nt
Organism: Metschnikowia bicuspidata var. bicuspidata NRRL YB-4993
Lineage: Eukaryota; Fungi; Ascomycota; Pichiomycetes; Serinales; Metschnikowiaceae
Gene: WOR3
Product: Wor3p
Exons: 1
Coding region: 435-2024 (529 amino acids)
Source: RefSeq, a predicted model, not a curated record
CCAUCCUGCGCAAUAUCUCCCAGAUUUGCACCUCAGGCACCGCGAGUCUCAUAUCUGUAGUCUGACGUAUAAAGUACUUCUUUUGCUGCCUGCCGGGGGCAACAUGCGCUUUUUUUCCGACGCCCUUCCAAACCAAAGUGCUUCACAUUCUAGGCGAGAAAAAAAAACAUUCGAAGGAUUUGCCCGUCUCACCAAUUAAAUCAAAAAGAAAAUCCUGGUUCUGCCUCUUGCUCAUGGAAUUCCAGAUCCAGCUUUAAACCUCUUCAGUUCCGCCAUACAUAUUGCGCUGGUUUGUAGCUCUCGUGCACAGACUCUCGGAGCUAUCAUCAUACUCAACUUCACCUUUACUUGCAUCUAGCAUCCACAGGCUCCAGCACAUCUUUUGAACGCCUCGAGCUUUUCUUCCUUUGCGUACCAUGGACCAACUGUAUACCAUGGACACUGUCAACCAGAAGCAGCCGCCCGGACCGCAAAUGCGCAGAGGCUACUAUGGAGAUGACCACGAGCUCUUCCGCCAAAACUCAUCCUUGGACUUGAAGUACCCGUUUCCCCAGCCGCACCUGUUCCCGCCCAGCCUGUCGGUAAGGGGAGGCCCUUUGAAAAUGCCCUCUUCGUUCCCGUUGGACGGAAACAUGGGACAAGACAGCCAGGCUACAGACCCGCGGUAUGUGCCGCAGGAUUUCGUUCUGCUGGCUCGCGAGCUGGAAGACAAGAGAUACAAGAACCACUACGGGUUUCUGGGCUCGCAGGGCCAGGGCACAGCCUCCCUCAACAAUGGCAUCAACCCUCCGCCGGGCAUGAACGCUUUUUCAAAUGGCGCUGGCGCCACGUCUUUCAAUGUGCUCAAUCUCCCGCCGGCGGCCGCGCCGGUAUAUGCGAAGACCCCGGGACCCGACGGGCUUGUGGCCCCCAUCCCGCCGUUGCACGUGCAACACGAGCAUUCGUCCAAGGAGGACGCCGACAUGCCGGAAACCGGCGAAAACACCAUCCACAGCAAGUGCUCGCGGUGCAAAAAGGACUUUGUGCAGAGGCUCAGCGCGCCGCAAGACAACGGCAAGGGCAAGAGCAGCGAGCCCAAGAUCUUCAAGUUGUGUUUCCACUGCCGCGACUUGCAGAGGCAGCGGUCGCGGCGAUGGCAGAUGAAAACCAAGGACAAGCAGGGCGCGUGCCGGCGGUGUGGCAGCGAGAUCCCGGUGGACCAGCAGCGGUUUGUGUUGUGCCCGCAGUGCCGCAAAAGCCUAAGAAUACGAAAGGCCAACCGCGCCGCGCAGGGCCGGUGUGUGCACUGUUCCGGGCCCAUCAGCUCGCUGAUCAUCAAGGACGACAGUGCCGAUGGGGACUCGUCGGAGGAGCCGGAGAGCCGCCGGUCCUCGGAGGCGGGGUCCUUCAAAGUGUGCCAGCGAUGCCGAGAAAACGACAAGAUCCGGCGCAACAACUUGGAGCGCAUGGGCAACUGCAACCGCUGCGCCAAGGCCUUGGACCCGGACGAGCAGGGCCGGCACAAGGUGUGUUUCACGUGCCGCCAGAAGAAGAAGAAACAGGGCGGCGUGCCGCCGUUCGGCGCCGGCGACGCGCCGGCGGGCGUGCAGAUGCACAUGUCUCAGGGGACGCAGAUGCUUUCGGGCACGCAGCACAUGCAGCAGCCGCCUUUGCUCCAGCCGGGCCAGGCGUUGCAUCAUGCGUCGCAGAUGGGCUCGCAGAACCCGGGCUCGCACAUGCACGACAUGGGGCAGAACGUGAUGGUGCCGUCCAUGAACUACGUGCCCAUGGAACAGAACACGAUGCUCAUGCACCCGGGGGCAGGCGGCUACAACGGCGCGGGCGUCUCGGUGCCUCUGCAAGAGAUGCACAUGGGCUACGCGCAGCAGAUGCAGCCCAUGGUGCAGGGGUCGGGCGACAUGUACAAGCCUCCCAUGACGCAGCUUCCUCUGUUGCAGCCGCACAUGGACCUGGGGUACCAGCAGUUCAUGGGCUACCCGCCGGUGGGCCGCAACGGGCUCCAUUACUCGAGCAACCGCAUGUGACGGGCGACAGGUGAUGAAUGAGGUGGCAAUAGUGGUAUUAGGGACAAGUGACAAGUGACAAUAGGGACAAGUGAUAUUAGUGAUGUUACUGAUAUUAGUGAUAUCAGUGACAAAAGACAAGUGAUGUUAGCGAUGGUAUUGAUAUUAGUGAUAUUAGUGACAUCAAUGAGAAUAGCGACAAUAUUGACAAUAGUGACAAGUGACAAGUGACAAGUGACAAUAAGGACAACUAGAGUGAUAUCCAAUAGUGACAACUAGUGGAAUUCGUCUUGUUAGUGAUGUUGAUAGUGACAUUAGAGACUUUCGUGAUAUCAGUGGCAAUUGGUGACAAUAGUGACAAGUGAUAUUAGUGAUAUUAUUGAGAGAGUGACAAGCGACGAUAGUGACAAGUGAUAUUAGUGAUAUUAGUGAUAUUCUUGAUAUUAGUGCGAUCAAUGACAAGCGAUAUUAGU